Eucalyptus grandis is the source of this 2349-nucleotide messenger RNA. Its product is annotated as potassium transporter 19. Gene Ontology annotation, cellular component: membrane. Gene Ontology annotation, biological process: potassium ion transmembrane transport. Gene Ontology annotation, molecular function: potassium ion transmembrane transporter activity. Lineage: Eukaryota; Viridiplantae; Streptophyta; Magnoliopsida; Myrtales; Myrtaceae. The transcript is spliced from 8 exons. The record is from RefSeq and is a predicted model, not a curated record.
CUCCUCUUCAUCUCUCUCUAUCUCGUGUGCUGUGAUUCUUGAAUGGAGCGCGAGGGUAUAGCAGAAGAAGAGAGGCGGAAGGUUGUCGAAGUGGACUCGCCUGACGGAUAUGAUCGCCAGGAUCAGGAUCAAGACAAUGAUCGUGCAGAGGGAGAGGAGGAGUCAAGGAACAUCAAGAAACUCGAUUCGUUCGACGUAGAGAUCGCCCGAUUCAAGUCGGAAUAUGGCCAUUCAUCAAAACAGAAAUUGCCAUGGGUGAUGAUACUGAAGUUUGCUAUUCAGAGCAUUGGGGUGGUGUAUGGCGAUUUAGGCACGUCGCCUCUCUAUGUCAUGCCAGGAAUUUUUCCUCACGGUAUAAAACAUGAGGACGAUAUUCUCGGAGCGCUAUCUUUGAUUUUCUACUCGAUCAUCCUCAUUUUCUUGGUCAAAUAUGUCUUCAUUGUUCUAUCGGCGAAUGACGAUGGUGAUGGAGGGACAUUUGCUUUGUACUCUCUAAUGUGCCGUAAUGCCAAGGUGAGCUUGACCCCUAACCAACAAGCCGAAGACAAGGAAGUCUCAAAUUACCGACUUGAGGUGCCGAGCCGCCGCUUCCGGCGGGCCUCCACCAUGAAAUCAUUUCUCGAGAAUAGCGAAGCAGCCAAGUACUUGCUCUUAUUUGUAACUAUUUUGGGCACCGCCAUGGUCAUUGGAGAUGGAAUUCUUACACCAUGCAUAUCCGUAUUGUCGGCUGUUGGGGGAAUACAAGAAGCUGCAAGUUCACUUGGAGAAAAUCAAAUCAUGUGGAUAUCUGUGGUGAUCUUGAUCCUUCUGUUUCAAGUCCAAAGGUUUGGGACUCACAAAGUUGGAUAUAGUUUUGCCCCAAUUCUCUCUAUAUGGUUCCUUGGUAUCGGUCUAAUUGGCAUCUAUAAUAUCGCGAAACAUGACUCGGGAGUGAUGAAAGCCGUCAAUCCGCUCUACAUCGUCCAUUACUUCAUGAGAAACAAAAAGGAAGCAUGGAUUUCUCUUGGAGGGGUGAUUCUUUGCCUCACUGGUUCUGAAGCAUUGUUUGCUGAUCUGGGGCACUUUAAUAUCCUCUCAAUUCAAUUGAGUUCAUGCCUAGUUGUCCUUCCUUCAAUCAUCCUCGCCUACUUUGGUCAAGCGGCAUAUCUCCGAAAGCACAGCGAAAAUGUUGCUAACACUUUCUACAGCUCACUACCGAAAUCGGUGUAUUGGCCAAUGUUUGUGAUUGCGGUGUUGGCGGCGAUAAUAGCAAGUCAAGCCAUGAUAUCAGCCACGUUUGCCAUAGUUAAGCAGUCAGUCGCGCUCGGGUGCUUCCCAAACGUGAAGGUCGUGCACACUUCGCAAAAGCACGAGGGUCAGAUUUACGUACCUGAGGUCAACACACUCCUCAUGUUGGCCUGUGUUGGAGUCACUCUUGGCUUCAAAACCACAUUGAAGUUGGGCAAUGCUUAUGGAAUUGCGGUAGCAUUUGUUUUCGCUAUCACGUCCACAUUCCUCGUUAUCGUGAUGCCUUCAAUUUGGAAGACCAACAUACUCCUCGUUAUCCUCUAUGUCCUCACCAUCGGGCUCGUAGAGUGCGUGUUUCUAAGCUCAGUCCUCUACAAAUUCUUGGAUGGGGGUUACGUCCCACUCCUCUUCGCUGCCGUGAUGAUGACCAUUAUGUUGCUAUGGAAUUACGGAUAUCGAAAGAAGUAUCAGUUUGAGGUUGAGAACAAGGUAUCAAGAGAAGCACUUGUCACGAUCAUGUCAAACACGAUCCACCGGGCCCCCGGGGUCGCCCUAUUCUACACCGAGCUUGUCCAUGGCAUUUCCCCAAUAUUCACUCAAUAUGUCGCCAAUGUACCGGCAUUGCACUCAGUCCUUGUCUUCGUCUCAAUCAAGUGACUACCCAUAAGCAACGUGCUCCUCGGGGAGCGGUUCUUCUUUCGACGGGUGGAGCCGCAGGUGUCGGGCAUGUACCGGUGCGUUGUGAGAUACGGAUAUCGAGAUGCAAAAAUAGAGCCACAAUUCUUCGAGAAGGUCUUGAUUGACCAAUGGGAGGAUUUCAUUCAAAACAACGCACCCUACGCCGACGAGCGAGGUGAGGCCAGUGACCAUGGAAUCGCAAUGAUCAAUGAAGAGGGAGUGCAAAGAGAGAUUGGAUUGGUGGAUGAAGCAAUCAAGAUUGGAGGGAUCAUGUAUCUAAUGGGACAGAGUGAGGUGAAAGCUUCGAGGGGUUCAGGCUUUGCUAAAAGGUUUGCAAUCAAUUGCUUGUACAACUGGUUGAAGAGGUGCGUGAGGCAGCCAGAGGACGUGUUCAACGUUCCCCACAAGAGGCUGCUCAAAGUAGGGAUCACUUAUGAAAUCUAA